This is a messenger RNA of Vitis riparia (riverbank grape), 1291 nucleotides long. RefSeq lists its product as uncharacterized. The record is from RefSeq and is a predicted model, not a curated record. The coding region runs from base 80 to 1105 and encodes 341 amino acids. Lineage: Eukaryota; Viridiplantae; Streptophyta; Magnoliopsida; Vitales; Vitaceae. The transcript has 5 exons.
UUUAAAACGCACCCACCUCCAAGCCCAACCAACAAAACUAGCCGUUAUACACCUCUCUUCCACUUUCUCUGUUUCUCUCAUGGCCAUUUCAGUGGAAUCUCCAGCUCCGACCCACCUCAGCAAGGAGUCAACAGGGUCAAUGGGUUCUUCUCCUCUGCUCACUCCCUCCUCUGACAAGCGCUUCUGGAGCACUCUCCGUAGCCGGGUCGAUGCGCUUUUGGAGGAAAGGAAAUGUGAGUUCUCGUCUGGUCAAACAGGGGUGAGUGUUGGGGAAUCGGACCGCGGUAAUCGGUUGAAGGAAGACUCUUUGCUUCUGCUUAGAGGGUUCGACUCCAUUUCCCAUUCUCUCUCACAGUUGACUAACAACCUGGAUAAUGCCCUUCAGGGUGCAAGAAGUCUAGCUAAACCACCCACAUUGACUGAUAUAUUCCAUUGCAAUCUCGAGAAGUCAAAGGGCAAUGAAGAGGUCUCAGAAAAAGAAGACGAUGAUGAAGAAAUCAAGAGAGGAUUGAAAAGGAAGCUUGAUGGAAAUGAAGGUUCUGAGGAUCAGGGAGGGAAUUCACAGAGGGAAAAUGAGCAAAGCCCAGGAGAAGGAAAGCUGAAGAAAGCCAAAAAUCUUGCUAUCUCCAUGGCAACAAAAGCAGCUUCACUUGCAAGAGAACUGAAAUCGAUAAAAUCGGAUUUGUGUUUUACGCAAGAGAGGUGUGCUCUGCUUGAGGAGGAGAACAGUAGGCUACGAGAUGGGUUUGUUAAAGGGAUGAGGCCUGAGGAAGAUGAUCUGGUGAGGCUUCAAUUGGAGGCACUGCUAGCUGAGAAAUCCAGAUUAGCAAAUGAGAAUGCAAAUCUGACUAGGGAAAACCAAUGCCUUCACCAGCUGGUGGAGUACCACCAACUCACCUCCCAGGAUCUUUCUGCUACAUACGAGCAGGUUAUCCAAGGAAUGUGCUUAGACUUUUCAUCUCCCCCUCCAUCCAUUCCAGAAGAGGCAAUCAGCAGGGAUGGAGAUAGUGAUGAUGCUAACAAUGGAGCUCCCGAAACACCUCCAACAAAAAUUUUUGGGCUCUCCACUGUUCUUGAUGAGUGCUAUGAUGAGAAAGAGCAGUGAAUAGAUCACUUGUGGGAAUUUCAUUCAAGUUUCUAUCUGCAGGUUUAGCUGAAUUUUGAAUUGAAUUUUGUUUAAAUGUAAAUUUUCCUAUGGAAUUUCUGGUAAUUGGCAUUCAUGCUCGAAUUGCUAUAUCAAUCAAUAAAUAAUCUAGCCCACUCCACAUUUUGCUGGGUUCCAUUUUUCUCA